Molecule: messenger RNA, 2540 nt
Organism: Venturia canescens
Lineage: Eukaryota; Metazoa; Arthropoda; Insecta; Hymenoptera; Ichneumonidae
Gene: IKKepsilon
Product: I-kappaB kinase epsilon
Exons: 3
Coding region: 216-2537 (773 amino acids)
Biological process (GO): peptidyl-serine phosphorylation
Cellular component (GO): cytoplasm
Molecular function (GO): protein serine/threonine kinase activity; ATP binding
Source: RefSeq, a predicted model, not a curated record
CGCUAACGUUAUCAUUGAAUGAUAUUACUAUAUCUUGUAUUUUUAGCGCAAAUAGCGACUCCCUGAACGCGCCCUCUGCAUGCUUUUGUGUCCUCCGUGUUUAUCGAGAAAGUUGACACAUAACAUAACCUAACGUUUCGAUCUCACAAACAAAACUUGUAUAAAAUUCAACAAGACAUUCAAGAACUGAACAAGUGAUAUAGAACAAAUACACAAUGUCGUUCCUUCGAGGAUCGGCUAAUUAUGUAUGGUGUACAACGAGUGUUUUAGGUAAAGGUGCAACGGGAGCAGUGUUUCAAGGCGUGAAUAAAAACAACGGUGAACCGGUAGCGGUAAAAACAUUUAAUCAGUUGAGUCAAAUGCGUCCAUUAGACGUGCAAAUGCGAGAGUUUCAGGUGUUGAAGAAAGUUAAGCAUGAAAAUAUUGUAAAAUUGUUGGCCAUCGAAGAAGAACAAGAUGGUCGAGGUAAAGUAAUAGUUAUGGAAUUAUGUACAGGCGGUAGUUUGUUCAAUAUCCUCGAUGAUCCCGAGAACACUUACGGCUUGGCGGAAAAAGAAUUUCUUCUUGUUUUGCGUCAUCUUUCCGCGGGAAUGAAACAUCUUCGUGACAAUAAUCUUGUUCAUCGAGAUCUGAAACCCGGUAACAUAAUGAAAUUCGUAGAAGAAGACGGAAGCACAGUUUACAAGUUGACAGAUUUUGGCGCGGCCCGCGAGCUGCACGAAGAUCAACAAUUUGUGUCUCUUUAUGGAACUGAAGAAUAUUUGCACCCAGAUAUGUAUGAACGUGCUGUUUUGAGGAAACCAGUGGGCAAGAGUUUUGGGGCUACGGUAGAUCUGUGGUCCAUUGGUGUGACGCUUUAUCAUGUAGCAACUGGAAAUUUACCGUUUCGGCCAUUUGGUGGACGUAGAAAUAAGGAAACCAUGUUUUACAUCACGACCAAAAAAGCUUCUGGGGUCAUAUCUGGUACUCAGUUAUCCGAGAACGGACCAAUUGAAUGGAGCAGUGAUUUACCUGACAAUUGUCGACUCAGCUUUGGUCUCAAGAAAAUUGUGACACCCUUGCUCGCAGGACUACUUGAAGUUGACAGACAAAAGAUCUGGAGUUUUGACAGAUUCUUUAGUCAAGUUACAGAUACUCUGGCGAGACGAGCAAUUCACAUUUUCCAUGUUCAUAGAGCAGAGUCAAUUCAAGUAUACCUUCAUCCAGAUGAAAAAUUGAUAGCUUUUCAGAAUUAUGUUCAAGAACAGACAGAUGUUGCAAGUCAUGCACAAAUUUUAUUAUACGAAAAUGUUCGACUCACUGACCGUCAUGUGGACGAAUCUACUCCAGGGAAAGGCUAUCCAACAACUAGCUUAGAAGAACCGCUUAUGUUGUUUUCUCGUGAGAAUAACAAUGUUACACUGAAAACUGAUAUUAUCAGCGAGGAACAAUCUGUUUUCCCUGUUUUUGCUAAUCUUGUGUCUGUUGAAAACGAUGCCAGUCAGGCAAAAGUAGCAUGCUCCGUUGGUCAUUCGUGUAAACGUCAAAUUGAUAAAAUCGCACUUUCAAGUAAAUUGUCGGAUGAUGCUGUUCGAGCUUUCACUACUCUGGUUUGCAAUCAACUCACACGAGUCCUCGAAAAAUCUAAUCGUGCUAAAGAACUCACUAGAGCUACAGAAAACACAGCCAGUGCUAUUGAAAGGAGUGAAAAUCUUGCAAGGGAUAUUAUUGAAAAAUAUGGUGAUGAUGAUGCUAGAGGCAAACUUGAACUAAAUAAACAUUGGCGACGAGAACUUGAAUCCAGAAGCAAACAACUCUCCAGCGAACUCGCACCAGCAAUCAAUCAGCUCCAUCAGAGAUACGUGAAGGAGGCCAAUCUUUCAAGCGAAUGGGAGAGUGGAAUCCGUCAAUCGAACUGUCCAUGGAAGAGCAAAGCUGGUCCAAGGGCUGCAACCCUCAUUGACAGACUGCGCGAUGGUUGGCAACACCUUCUUCGAGACAGAGCAACAAGAAGUCUAACGUACAAUGACGAACAGUUCCAUGUGCUGGAGCGCAUCAAGGUAACUGAAACCGGGCGUCGUAUGAAAGCGCUUUUGGAAUCCGAGUGCAUACCAUCGAUAACCCAGCGCUCGGAGUGUCUUGCAGAUUGGUACAAGAUGGCCCAAACAGUGUACUUACAGACUCAAAUACUGGACAAAGACACGAGUAACUAUCAACGUUCCCUUGACACGUACGCGUACAGGCUUUCGCAAGAGAGUACCGACCGACACGAGGCUCUGUCGCGUCUGAUAAAAAGACUGCCCGAGAAGCAAAUCGGCGCGCAUACGUGUACACUCUCGGGAUGUAUACAACAGCAGGAAGAAGGCACAAAAAAGUGGCAAAAUAUUUGUGACACGCAAGAGCAAAUAGCGCUUAUACUCGCUGGCAAUGAUUCGCUGGUAAAGCAACUGUUGCGGCUAUCAAUGCAAAACGAAAAAUUUGACGAAAGCAACGAUGACGAUAACGAGGAGAACGACGAUGAAGGAGCCGAUGAUCCGGUCGAAGAAUAUCACAUUUGAUGA